GCGAAUAAGUUAAAUGUAGAUACAUAUUCCACCAAAUUCAGUAACUCCGAACGCAAGUCAGCUGUUAACUUGGACGUAAAUUGGACGCUUGGUUAAUCGAGAUUUUGAGAAAAUAAAAGGCUGAUAGAGUAGCGUUAUUCUAUAAAAAGUACAGAAGCACUGAACGAACUCGCGGCAGUAAAUUCAAAUCGAAUCAACGUAACAACGAAAAAUUGAGGAGAUCAAAAUACUGUGACACAUCAGAUCAGCCUGUCGACAAUUACUUGCCCAAACAUGCCGAGAGUUGAAAGAGUCAAUUGCGGCUCUAAGGUGAGACUUAAACUCGAGAAGAAAAAGUCUGCCUCUGCGGUCGAAAGUACCGAUUCACAUCCAUCCUGCUCCGAUGUAGUGCCUAAGACAGACGACUGCGUCAUUCAUGACGAAGACAACACCCUGUUCGAGAGGAUCUACUCAGACUUGAUAGUUCCAAAAAUGCCAAACUGCUCGUGGGCCAUUCACCGCAGCCCGCUGCCCAAUAAAACCAUCGUUGCCAGUGAGCUCACCGCCUGGACUGAGCAUAACGUCGAAGUUGCGCCGCUGUACAUCAAACAGAUCGUAUUUGACCAGAAGUUGAAUUUUGAAGUGUUUUUUGUGAACACUAAAAUGGUCUUGAAGGACAAGCCGAGUGCUCCUCAAACUGUGGAAGAGUUUGAGCAUAUACUGGCUUAUAUUGACAAUAUUAAAUUGUGUCCGGGAGGACCUGCGGUCACGGAAUUCAGCAACGUUAGUAUAGAAUGCGCUUAUAAAGACCCGACGGAAAGGUGGCGGCACAAUUUGUGCUCCCUUGAAGCUGUCGGCGAAUUGGUGUGCAAGUCCUGCUUCUCGCUGCAGGAAAUACUUCAGAGGCAUGUACAACGAAACAAAGUGAACGGCAGAUCUUUACCAUAUUCCAGAACGGAGAAGAGAAAAGUUCCAUACCGGAAAGCUAAGCGUAUUUGAACAAUAAACUUGAAAAGUUUGUCUUUCAACGCAUCAGGCGGUAUCGUUUUGUUGAAUAGUGAGGUAACUUGCGUUACUGGAGUGCUACGGUGACUUACUGAUUUAUGGAUUGUAUCGUGUCACGAUACGUCCAGACCUUUUGCAAUUUGGAUCUAUAUAAAUUAUAUGCCAAUAACUGGUCUUAGAGCCAAGAGAGGAACAAACUUGUUGCAAAAAUUGUUUGCAAACUUUAAGUUUGAAAUUAAAACAUUCUAUUCGUCAUUAAGUCGAAUCCAAAAAUAGUAAAUUAUCGUUCAGUUUUCGUGGUAUUUAACUUUUCCGAUUUUAUUGUUUAGACAACACGGUUUUAUCUUAUUUCGCUCGAGUCGAAAAAAUGCUGGGAUAAAAGAGUAGAUUUGAAAGGAACAGAAGUAAAAUAAAACGUAAUUUACCUACAAACUUUGGAAUUGAACAAUGUUAUCCUAUCAAUUGGUCAAAAUGCUCCUCUAAUCAAUAACUUUACGCAGAAUCUUUGUACGUAUGUAAAAAAAGUGUUUUUUUUUUUUAAUUUUUUUAUUAUUUUUGUCAGCGAUGUAUUUUUGAAAAACGUACUGUUUAAAGAAAAUUUUCGAAUUGUUAACUACAGCGUGUAAGAACUACCUCAGUAUAAUCGUCGAUAAUUUUAGUUCUUAAAUAAUUUGUGUAUGUGCGUAUGUGUAUUUUAUUUUUUCCUUUGAUUAACGAUGAGUUUGUUUUUUUUUUUUUUUUUUAACUGUUGACAUCAUAAUAACCACGCAUAUAAAUGUAUAUUAUCAGAUAUAACAACGAAUUAUGAUGCCACUAUAAACUGAACAGUGAAAUAUUUUACCGUUUGAUGAUUUAAUUCUUGAAUAAUUGUCCUCACCAAAAUAAUAUCCCAUAUUCGACCUGGCCAAGGUUGAAAGCAAAAGAAUAAGGAAAAAUCAUACGUGCAUCGACAUUGUUCUUACAUUUCGAAGUAAUUUUCAAUCUGGAGAUACUUUCAGUGAUCAGUUAGGUAAAAGUAUGAACGGUUGGAAACAUCACCGAUGUUAUAUAUUCUAUUAUAAUUUAUUUUAUAUAUAAACAUUUGAUACAAUUUUAAAUUUUAUUCGUACAAUUCAGUGUUUCAGCAUUUAUAGAUAGUUAAUUAGAUUUGUAUAUAACUAUAGAUUUUUAAAAAUUUUAUUUAAUAUAGAACAAAAUAGUUUUCCGAGUGAUGAUAAGACAGACGAUCGGAUCGAGUGACCAAGAUUUAUGUAUUAUUUUUGGCAUGAUGUACAGUAAAUUUAUUCUAAUAAUCAUUCAACCUUUUCUCGUGUGCUGUCAUGUACCAAUUAUUGCUUUAAUAAUUGCAGCUAAAAAGUUUGAAAGAAUCGGAUGUUGACUCAAGCUAAGUAUUCAUUUCCGAAUCUUGUGCCGUGAAUUUACAAGAUGAAAAAACACGGAAAAUCUUACGAAAUUAGUAUUUGAUUUGAAGCGGUUUGAAAAUUCAUUGCACGAGUUAAUUGUUCGAAUUUCGUUUCUAAGAAAAAGAAAGAAAAAAACAGAGAAAAAAACUGCGCGUUGACAGAUUGCGGAUUCAGUAACUGUAUGUUAUAAAUUUGUCGUCGUGAAUCUGAUUGUUUUAAUUAGGAAAUGCAUACAUAUACGUGUGUAUGACGUGAUCGUGUGUGUGAAAGGGAAAUAGAAAGACAGAGGGAGAGAGAGAGAGAGAGGGAGAGAGAAGUACAGAUAAAUUUUGAUCACUUACAUAGUAUUGUACUUAGAAGGUAACGAUACAAAAACGUACGUCGUACUUCCGCUCGGAUUAUUUUUAAAAAUAACUAUUUUCAAACUAUA
This is a messenger RNA of Neodiprion fabricii, 2817 nucleotides long. RefSeq lists its product as uncharacterized. The transcript has 3 exons. NCBI's taxonomy places the organism in Eukaryota, Metazoa, Arthropoda, Insecta, Hymenoptera, Diprionidae. Bases 274 to 978 code for a protein of 234 amino acids. The record is from RefSeq and is a predicted model, not a curated record.